Molecule: messenger RNA, 1837 nt
Organism: Fundulus heteroclitus (mummichog)
Lineage: Eukaryota; Metazoa; Chordata; Actinopteri; Cyprinodontiformes; Fundulidae
Gene: luc7l
Product: LUC7-like (S. cerevisiae)
Biological process (GO): mRNA splice site recognition
Cellular component (GO): U1 snRNP; U2-type prespliceosome
Molecular function (GO): mRNA binding
Source: RefSeq, a predicted model, not a curated record
GUGACGAGACGCGGCAGAGGGUCAAGUUCACCGACGAGCGAGUCUGCAAAAGUCAUCUCCUCAACUGCUGCCCCCAUGACAUCCUGUCUGGAACUCGCAUGGACCUGGGCGAAUGCACAAAGAUCCACGACCUGGCGCUGCGGGCAGACUACGAGAUCGCCUCCAAGGAGAGAGAUCUUUUCUUUGAGCUCGAUGCCGUGGAUCACUUGGAGGCGUUCAUCGGCGACUGCGACCGGCGGACAGAACUGGCCAAGAAGCGCCUGGCUGAGACCCAGGAAGAGAUCAGCGCCGAGGUGGCGGCGAAGGCGGAGAAGGUGCACGAGCUGAACGAGGAGAUCGGGAAGCUGCUGGCCAAGGCGGAGCAGCUGGGAGCCGAGGGCAACGUGGACGAGGCUCAGAAGGUUCUGCAGGAGGUGGAGAAAGUGCGCACCAGGAAAAAGGAUGCCGAGGAAGAAUACAGGAACUCCAUGCCGGCCUCCAGCUUCCAGCAGCAGAAGCUGCGCGUCUGCGAGGUUUGCUCCGCCUACCUGGGUCUCCACGACAACGACCGCCGCUUGGCCGACCACUUUGGCGGGAAGCUUCACCUGGGCUUCAUCCAGAUCAGAGAGAAACUGGACCAACUAAAGAAAACUGUGGUUGAGAAGCAAGAGAAGAGGAACCAGGAGCGCCUAAAGAGGAGAGAGGAGAGGGAAAAGGAGGAGAGGAUGCGAAGAAGGACCAGGUCACGCAGCAGAGAGCAUAAAAGGUCCCGUUCACGUGAGCGCAGGAGGAGGCGCUCAGGCUCCUCGUCACGAGACCGGCGCCGCUCCCGCUCGCGCUCCAGGGAGAGGAAGAGGCGGCACCGCAGCAGAUCCCGCUCCCGCAGCCGAGGCCACCGUCACAGCCACGAGCAGAGCUCCAGACACAAGUCAUCCAGGGACCGCGAGCACUCGUCCCGGGACCGCUCACGGGACCGGGACAAGAGGGACAGCAUGAACGGCAGGUCGGACUCCCGCCGGGGGGAGGACAGGGACGCGGGGGACUUCUGAAGACCGGCCGGCGCCGUCCUCCUGUCCCCCAGCGCCCGGCCCAUUUUUACUCAGCGUAGCCGCCUCUCUGCAUCGUUUCAUCGUUUUCAUGUCUUUGCUUUAUUCAGUAAUGCGGUCCACCUCACCACUAAACCCAGCUCCGGGUUCCUGGUUCUGGAUGGGGGGGGGGGGUCUUAUUUGAUGGCUGUAAUCACAACAUGCAACUGAUUUUACUCUUUUCUGUUAUUGUUCUGUUUGUUUUUGAUAAAAAGUCUGUAAAUACGUGUUAGUCUGAAAAGCCCCAUGCUGCCCCGGGUUCUGAGGCGUUCUGUUUGCCGUGUCGUGGUUCCAUGCUUGAAUGUCCCGAUGACUCCAGGUUCUGAUUCAGACCCAAACACAUUUUAAACUUGUAGUAUUGAUUCAUCUGAACUCUAAAAAAAAAAAUAUCCAGACUUUUGAUUUUAUGAUCCCUGAAGUAAGAACUUGUGAGUUCGGCCCGUUUUUUUUUUUUUUCUUUUUGUUUUAUUUUUUUGUAAAGAAUAGUUCUGAUUAGUCUGGUGACGACUUUCCUGUUUUUCCCCUCUUCUUUAACUUAACAGUGAAGUUAAACGGUAUCUAGUGUUGGCCUGUAAGGGUCCAGCCGUGACACGCUGUGGCGCCGGCGCUGAACCCGUUGGACUGAAGUCCUUUAAGUUCUGGCCCGUUGCUUUAUGUCCAGAACCACAUGAAAACAGAUCUUAACGGAUGCACUGCUUCCCAGAUGUGUUCAGUCCAGCUUGUUCGGCUGAAGUCUUUCUUUAAAGUCACAAUAAAUACAUAAAAACAUUAAA